UUAGGCGCAGCGCUGUCGCCCAUGCUAGCUAGCUAGCUCGCUCGCUACCCGGACAGAUUAGCCCCACUCUGGAUGGUUUAGCAAAGGCUGGGAAAAGGUUGUCGUAUUUGCGUUAAAACGCGGUUUCCAUCAUGGGAUCCGCCUGGGAGGAAAUCCGCCGGCUCGCGGCCGAUUUUCAGCGGGCGCAGUUUGCUGACACGGUGCAGAGGUUAUCAGAGAGGAACUGUAUUGAAAUUAUUACAAAACUGAUUAAGGACAAGAAAUUGGAUGUGGUGCACACACUCGAUGGAAAGGAGUACAUCACCCCAGCACAGAUCAGCAAGGAGAUCAGAGAUGAGCUCUACGUCCAUGGAGGGAGAGUUAAUAUCGUGGAGCUUCAGCAGAGCAUCAAUGUGGAUUUGGUCCAUGUUGAAAACAGAGCGAGUGACAUAGCUAAAUCUGAUAAAGGCGUUCGGCUAGUACUUGGACAACUUAUUGACGAGGGCUACCUAGACCGAAUAGCAGAAGAAGUGAAUGACAAACUGCAAGAGGCUGGUUUGAUAAACAUUUCAGACCUCUGUAAAAACUAUGACCUUCCAGGGGAUUUUUUGACGAUGGAGUUAUCGAAACGUAUUGGUAAGCUCAUCCGGGGGGAGAUGGACCAGUACAACAGCGGGGUCAUAUUCACUCCAGGGUUCAUUGCUCGCCACAAGGCCCGGAUCCGAGGACUCUUCAGCGCAAUCACUCGGCCAACACCUGUCAGCAGCAUGAUUGCAGCGUUUGGAUUCCAGGAACAUCUUCUCUACUCCCUCUUGGAGGAGUUGGUGAAUACCGGGCGUCUCAAAGGCGUAGUUGUCGGCGGCCGACAGGAUAAAGCCAUGUACAUCCCCGAUAUUUACUCCAAAACGCAGAACACAUGGGUGGACUCUUUCCUGCGACAGAAUGGAUAUUUAGAGUUUGAUGCGUUGAUCAGGUUGGGGAUUCCUGAACCAGUGAGCUACAUUAAGAAGCGGUUCAAGUCCAGCAAGCUGCUGUUCCUCAGAUCGGCCUGUGUGGGGCAGACAUUAGUCGACCAGGUGGAGGCCUCGGUGGAGGAAGCCAUCAACUCUGGUACAUGGACGGACAUACAGCCGAUUUUGCCCAGCUGCCUGUCAGUGGAGGACACAGGAAUGCUGAUCAACCAGACUAUGAGGAAUACCAAUGUGCAGUCCACUGCCCGGGUGCUGGGAGACACCAUUGUUGUCAGUGAGAAAUUCAUCUCCAACUGUCUGUCUCUGUUUGAUGAGGCUAUGCAGCACAAAGCUGAGAAGGAAGUGAAGAACAAUCCAGUGUUUCUGAUAACGGAGGAAGAUCUGAAACAAGCGUCUCUGAUGACAGAAAGCACGGGUUCCUCAAGAAAGGAUAAGAAAGAGGCAGACCGGAGGAAAAAAGCCACAGAGGGCAGUGGCAGUGUGAAGGGGGGUGGGGGCGGCAACGCCAGAGAGAUCCGGAUUCGUAAAACCAAGAAGAAGGGGAGGAGAGACGAGGACAGCGAUGAAGAAACCAGGCCUAUCCAGCAAAAUCGCGGCAAACAGAGCGAAGUUGCCUUUAUGGCCCUAGAGGAGAUCGCAGCUGUCCUAGAGGAGCGAGUGACUGACUGCCCGGACGACAUUCUCUCUGAGCUGGCAGAGCAUUUAGUAAGGCCGCUGACUAAAUCCUACCAGGAAGUUUUGCGGACAGUGUUCAUGUCCUCCACCAGUUCUCUGUCUGGUGCCAACAAGAAGAGAAACCUGAAAGACCUCCAAGAGGAGAUAACCAACCUUUACAACAACAUCCGACUCUUUGAAAAGGGGAACAAGUUCUUCUCAGAUGAAACCCAGGUCCAUAUUGCUAAGCACGUCCUCAAGACUGUGUGCACCGAUGUCACCAACAUCCUGGUCAACUUCCUGGCAGCUGACCUGAUGAUGUCAGUGGAGAAUCCCUCUUCCAUUACCAACGAGGUGAGAGUGAAGAUUUUGGGGAAACUCUCAGAGGAGACAAAAGGGCCUCUAAUGAAGCUGCACAACUCCCUGAACAGCAAAACCAUGGAGGAUUUUUUAACCAACAUUGAAACGUCAGCUGAAGUGUGUGGCAUCAUGCUGAAGAAGAGCGAUAAGAAAAAGGAGAGACAGGCCCUGUUCCUCCACCGCCAGGCUCUGACGGAGCAGCUGAAAGAGACGGAGGACCCGGCUCUGGUGCUCCACCUGGUCAGCGUGCUGCUGUUUCAGGCCAGCGCCAACUGCAUGCUGCAUGCCCCGGGACGCUGCGUGCCGCAGAUCAUUGGCACCCUGAUGGGCCGCAUACCUACGGAGCAGCACCAGCUGAUGUCUCACUACCAGAGCCUGGUGGUGAAACAGCUGGUGAGCCAGAGCCAAGGGAAGAAGCAGGAGGAGGGUGAGGAAGACGGCUCUGAAGAGAAGGAUGAAGAAGCAGCGGUUCGUACCGAGCUGCUGUCCUCGAUGGCCAGCAUCAAAGACCUGGUUCUGUCCCAGAGGAAGACCUCGGUGGCAGAGGAGUGAACGUCUCAUACGGUGGCGGACAAGAAAUGAAUUCUUAAAUGAUCGAUGGUCUUACGUGAGCAGGUUAAAAGUGGAAACAGUGGCUGGUCAACUAGUUUGUCUUUGCAUAAUGCUUUUCCAUGUGGCCAUGAUUCUAACUAUGUAAUUGAAAAUCCUGUAUGGGAUGGAAACUGAAUAGCCCAAUUAACAGGAAAAUCCUCAGUGAGGUUCUGCUUUUCAUGAAUUAAAAAGCUCAGCCCUUUGUUUGAAAACGGUCAUUGCGUGCUUAAUGUCAGUGAUUCUCAGUUUGUAGUAGUAUUCUGUAACAUGUCAAACAUGUCUCUGUAGAAAGACCGUUAACCAUCAUAGCAUUUAGCUUGAAGUUCACAAAAAUUAAAAUGAAUUUG
This is a messenger RNA of Lampris incognitus (smalleye Pacific opah), 2902 nucleotides long. RefSeq names its product UFM1-specific ligase 1 (gene ufl1). Gene Ontology annotation, molecular function: UFM1 ligase activity. The transcript is spliced from 19 exons. Gene Ontology annotation, cellular component: endoplasmic reticulum membrane. The coding region runs from base 132 to 2516 and encodes 794 amino acids. The record is from RefSeq and is a predicted model, not a curated record. Gene Ontology annotation, biological process: protein K69-linked ufmylation; regulation of proteasomal ubiquitin-dependent protein catabolic process; response to endoplasmic reticulum stress. NCBI's taxonomy places the organism in Eukaryota, Metazoa, Chordata, Actinopteri, Lampriformes, Lampridae.